GGGACGACUCGGCCAUCAGCGGCCAAAUCGGGGCGCCGAGCUUCCAAGCGGCCCUUGAUGCGCCAAGCAACAGUUCGCUCCAGGGCCUCCUCUCCGAGACGAUCUACUGCAACCCCUACCUGCAGCAGAUGUGCCCCCCAGGUGACGUGGCGUGCCCGCACUGUGGUUCGGACAGGUGCGAGUGCCCUGGCAGCCCAAGUCCGAGCCCCAGCCCAGACACCAAGUGCAGCUGGGAGGAGCACGUGAACAGCGACGGCAACAAUUUGCUGCAAGCUCCCUGGUCCCAGGACCCGCAGGCGUGCUGCAACCACUGCGGCGAGCAGUCGGGGUGCGCGGCGUGGACCUUCAUUCAGGGCAGCCUCGAGUGCUGGUUGAAGAGCUGGGUGCCGUCUAGGGACCAGUGGCGCUGGGACGACUCGGCCAUCAGCGGCCAAAUCGGGGCGCCGAGCCUCCAGGCGGCCCUUGAUGCGCCAAGCAACAGCUCGCUCCAGGGCCUCCUCUCCGAGACGAUCUACUGCAACCCCUACCUGCAGCAGAUGUGCCCCCCAGGCGACGUGGCGUGCCCGCAGUGCGGUUCGGACAGGUGCGAGUGCCCCAGCAGCCCAAGUCCGAGCCCCAGCCCAGACACCAAGUGCAGCUGGGAGGAGCACGUGAACAGCGACGGCAACAAUUUGCUGCAAGCUCCCUGGUCCCAGGACCCGCAGGCGUGCUGCAACCACUGCGGCGGGCAGUCGGGGUGCGCGGCGUGGACCUUCAUUCAGGGCAGCCACGAGUGCUGGUUGAAGAG
This is a messenger RNA of Prorocentrum cordatum, 787 nucleotides long. The record is from the annotation of a GenBank genome assembly. Lineage: Eukaryota; Dinophyceae; Prorocentrales; Prorocentraceae.